Trichophyton rubrum CBS 118892 is the source of this 1416-nucleotide messenger RNA. RefSeq lists its product as uncharacterized. Gene Ontology annotation, cellular component: cytosol. The coding region runs from base 1 to 1416 and encodes 471 amino acids. Gene Ontology annotation, molecular function: fructose-2,6-bisphosphate 2-phosphatase activity; ATP binding; 6-phosphofructo-2-kinase activity. NCBI's taxonomy places the organism in Eukaryota, Fungi, Ascomycota, Eurotiomycetes, Onygenales, Arthrodermataceae. The record is from RefSeq and is a predicted model, not a curated record. Gene Ontology annotation, biological process: fructose 2,6-bisphosphate metabolic process; fructose metabolic process. The transcript has 3 exons.
AUGGCGGCCCCAGUUAAAGCAUCCUCUGCCUACCACCCAUGUCCUGAAGAGUCCCCGGCUGCGCAUGAUGGCAAGCAUCGUACUCUAGAACGUCUAGCUAACAACAAGAAGAACGACGAUGCAAAGAUAUGUGUAGUUAUGGUUGGCCUUCCGGCUAGGGGAAAGAGCCUUAUCGCCGGGAAAGCGCUACGUUAUCUCUCGUGGAUCGGUAUUCCGGCAAAGAUCUUCAAUGUUGGGCAGUAUCGCCGACAAGAUACUCCUCGGCCUACAGCGGCAUUCUUCGACACUUCUAAUCCAGAUGGGGAACGGUUACGUCGAGCAGCAGCUGAAGCCGCAGUUACAGACAUGCUUCACUGGUUCUCAACGACCGGUGGACAGGUCGCUAUCCUUGAUGCUACAAACUCGACAAAGGAACGCCGCAAGUGGAUCCGUGAUGUGUGCCAGUCUGCUGGGAUCGAGCCGCUCUUUGUUGAAUCCAAGUGUGAUGACCGGGAACUCAUCAUGAACAAUAUCAGAGAAGUCAAAACUACUUCUCCAGACUAUGUUGGACAGGACCCGGAAGUAGCUGCCCAAGAUUUCAUGGAGCGGAUUAGCAAUUAUGAAAAGGUGUACCAAACCAUAGAGGAGGAUGAGGAUGUCUCAUACAUCCAGCUCAUCAAUGUCGGGACAUCCGUGGUGAUCAACAAUAUCAGAGAUUACCUGUCUAGUAGACUCGUAUAUUACACCAUCAACCUUCACAUUAAACCCAGAUCUAUCUGGUUAUCUCGACAUGGAGAGUCUGAGUUUAACCUUUCAGGCCAAAUAGGCGGAGAUGCCAACCUGUCUAGUCGUGGUGAGGCAUAUGCCCGAGCAUUACCCUCUCUUCUCAAAGAAUCCGGUGUUCCCCCCGGGACCAAAAUCGUUAUCUGGACCUCAACAUUGAAACGUACUAUCCAAACUGCCCGUUUCCUCCAGGCUGAAACAGGUUACGACAAACUUGAAUGGAAAGCUCUUGACGAACUCGACUCCGGAGUCUGCGAUGGUCUCACUUACGAAGAAAUUGCAGAAAGAUACCCCGAAGACUUUAAAGCCCGUGACGACGAUAAAUACAACUACCGCUACCGAGGCGGAGAAUCUUACCGUGACGUUGUUAUCCGUCUCGAACCAAUUAUAAUGGAACUCGAACGAAGCGAAAACGUCCUCAUAGUUACUCACCAGGCUGUCCUCCGCUGCAUAUAUUCUUACUUCUUGAACAUGUCUCAAGAACAGAGUCCAUGGAUGGAGGUGCCGCUUCACACGCUGAUAAAGCUUACUCCUCGCGCCUAUGGGACUGAAGAGAAGAGGUUCAAAGCAAACAUCCCUGCCGUCUCGACCUGGCGCGGCAAAGGAUCGUCUGCAAAGCAUCAGGAACCAGCUUGCCAGCCUGUAGCUAAGUAA